GUCAGGGUGGGAGGAGCUGAAGUCGGGGGCGUGACAUUUUUCUGCAUAUAACACCCAGUCUGUUCCUUCAGUUGUCACUCGCUCAGUCCGAUUUUCUUUCACUUCCUGCUUGCCGUAAACUCCAGAAACACCAUGACACAGGUCCAGAAAGCAAUGGCUAUGCUGAUUGAGAGCUUUUACAAAUACUCAGGAAAGGAGGGAGACAAAACCACCCUGAGCAAAGGCGAGCUCAAAGAUCUGCUCAAUAACGAGAUGGGUGAAAUCUUUGGGAAAACCAGUGACCAGAAAGCUCUGGAAAAAAUAUUUAAGGAUCUGGAUGCAAAUGCUGAUGGCUCUGUGGACUUUCAGGAGUACAUCACCUUGAUUGCCUGCAUCACCAUGCUUUGCAAUGAUUUUUUCAAGAAAAGCAAAUAAUUACAUUUUCCUUACAGAAAGAGUUUAUCUGUAAAAGCUAUCUGAAACCAGGAAUGACAGCUUUUAAGGUUUUAAAUUAAAUCUGUAUUCUUACAAUA
Puntigrus tetrazona (Sumatra barb) is the source of this 512-nucleotide messenger RNA. RefSeq names its product ictacalcin-like. Lineage: Eukaryota; Metazoa; Chordata; Actinopteri; Cypriniformes; Cyprinidae. The transcript is spliced from 3 exons. The record is from RefSeq and is a predicted model, not a curated record. Bases 133 to 414 code for a protein of 93 amino acids. Gene Ontology annotation, molecular function: calcium ion binding; transition metal ion binding.